Messenger RNA from Sphaerodactylus townsendi, 1411 nucleotides. RefSeq names its product gastrula zinc finger protein XlCGF52.1-like. NCBI's taxonomy places the organism in Eukaryota, Metazoa, Chordata, Lepidosauria, Squamata, Sphaerodactylidae. Gene Ontology annotation, molecular function: DNA-binding transcription repressor activity, RNA polymerase II-specific. Gene Ontology annotation, biological process: negative regulation of transcription by RNA polymerase II. The record is from RefSeq and is a predicted model, not a curated record. The transcript has 3 exons. Bases 178 to 1377 code for a protein of 399 amino acids.
UUAACCCUCCCAACAUGUCCCCUUCCAGCACACCACCUUUUGUCUGGCAUGACCUCUGAAGACUGAACCUGCCUUUUCUUUCAGUCGCUGGUUUCUUUUGAGGAGGUGGCCGUGUCUUUCACAGAGGCAGAGUGGGCGCUGCUGGAUCCAGACCAAACGGCUCUCUAUGAAGACGUCAUGCUGGAGAACUGUGGGAUCGUGGCUUCUCUGGCAGGAGAUGGGCAGUUGAAUGAGAGUGAUGAGACAGAGCUAAAUAAAGUCCAGAACGAAGAUUUGAAAGGAAUCUUCAGGAAUCGAGGUGGACCUAAUAAGAAGAAAGGAAGUCCCAUGAUGGAUAAUAGGGAAAAACCUAUUUCAUGCCAGGGCCAGGAUUUCAGUGAACUAAUCCAAACAGCAGAGGAAAUACAUAAGUGCUUGGACUGUGGGAUGACCUUCUCAGAUCAAAACGAAUAUGAGAUCCAUCUGCAAAUGCACAGUGGAAAGGAGACCCAUCAAUGCUUGGAUUUUGGAAAGAAUUAUGUUGACAAAACAGAGCUACCUAGUCAUCAAAGAACAGAUAAAGGAGAGAAAUCUUAUAGCUGUACAGACUGUGGCAAGAGGUUCUCAGGAAAAUCAGAUCUUUCUCAAAACCAUUGUGGGACUCAUUCAGUAGACAAUCCAUUGAUCCGCAUAGAGAGUGGAAAGUCCUUCUCUGGUAUAAGAAAGGGUACUGUACAUCUUCCAAAGCACAGUAUAAUAAGAGCACAUAAAUGCUUUUCGUGCGGAAAAUUCUUUAGCUGCAAAUCAAAGCUCCUGGUGCACCAAAGAACUCACACAAAGGAGAGACCUUUUGAAUGCUCGGAGUGUGGAAAGAGAUUCAGUCAGAGUGGCACUCUUCAACAGCAUCAAAGAACUCACACAGGUGAGAGACCUUUUCAAUGCUCGGAGUGUGGAAAGAGAUACAGUCAGAGUGGCACUCUUCAAGAACAUCAAAGAACUCACACAAAGGAGAAACCUUUUGAAUGCUCAGAGUGUGGAAAGAAAUUCAGUUGGAGUCGCAGUCUUCGACAGCAUCGAAAAACUCACACAGGGGAGAGACCUUUUGAAUGCUCAGAGUGUGGAAAGAGAUUCAGUCACAGUGGUGAUCUUAAAAAUCAUCAGAGAACUCACACAAACGAGAGGCCUUUUGAAUGCUCAGAGUGUGGAAAGAAAUUCAGUUGGAGUCGCAGUCUUCGACUGCAUCGAAGAACUCACACAAAGGAGAGGCCUUUUGAAUGCUCAGAGUGUGGAAAGAAAUUCAGUUGGAGUCGCAGUCUUCGACUGCAUCAAAAAACUCACACAAAGGAGAGCCCUAUUGAAUGCUCAAGAGUGUGGAAAGAGAUUCAGUCACAGUGGUGAUCUUAAAAAUCAUCAGAGAACUCACACAAACGAG